UGGUGGUGGUGGUGGUGAUAGUGGCAGUGUUAGUGCGGCUUGUAGAGGUGAUAGCAGUAGUUGUGGUAGUGGUGGUGGUGUGAAGAGUUCAUAGUGUAUAUAUUUUGUUCAUUACGUAUUGCUUUGUUACUUUCUAUCUUAUUUAUUUAUUUAUUUACUGAAGACAACGAGAGGUUAUUCCUUUACUCUCCUUCCUUCAUCUCCUUCUUCUUUUUCUUCUUGUUCUUCUUGAUCCGCACCUCCCGUCCGUCAAUAGAUCAGUACAUACAGACACUCACCAUGGGAACCUUCAUGGGCCACGUGCUGCCUGGGUCCUUCUUUGGCACCUUCGCUUGCUGGUGGAUCUACAAUGUGUUCCUGCGCUACCACGCCUGCAUGAGGGCCACGGCGCAGGGCGGGGCGGGAGCCAGAACACCUUAUAUCAACACCUGUACCUUUCCCUGUCGAUGCCUCCCGCGGUUACCUGUGGAGGCCUGCAUGAAAGUGUCCGUAGUGGUGAUUGGUAUUAUAGGAGAGCUCGUGACGGGGUUCGAGGACGGCCACUUUGUGCACCUCGGCAACGCGCAACAUAUGACCAUGUACUUCUUCUUCGGUCUGAACGGCGUAGUGGACAUCCUCAACCACUACCGCCUGCCGCUGCCCCCCGCCUCUGACUACGUGUCCGCCGCCCUCGCCUUCUGCAUGGAGGGCGUGCUGUUCCUGUACCACCUGCACGGGAGGACGCCCAUGGAUGUACAGCUGCACAUGUUGCUAAUGUACGUGGUGGCGGGGAAUAUUGUGGCCAUCCUGCUGGAGAUGUACUACAGACGAAGCGUGAUGCCAGCCCUCCUCAGAUGCUACUUCACGCUCCUGCAGGGCACGUGGUUCAUACAAGUGGGCUACAUCCUCUACCCUCCAAUCGGUAAUCACUGGAACGAGAAUGACCACGGACAGAUGAUGAUAGUUACCCUCAUGUUCUGCUGGCACAAUGGAGUCGUUUUCACCCUCAUGCUCCUCAUCUGCUUCCUCGUCCACGCUCAGGUCAGGAUGCUCUCCAACGGCGCCCUCUACCGCAUCCUUCACCCCCUCACCUCCUCCUUCCCCUCCUCCUCUUCCGCAUCCUUGUCCUCAGUUGCUCAGUUCUCGAAAAUGGAUUCGGAGCAGGUUCGUAGGAUUAUUGAUGAUUCGGAUGAGGAGGAUGUGUAGUGGUGAUGGUGUGGUGUUGUGGUUGUGAGUUUGUGUGUUGGUUUUGAGUUUUUAGUGUUUUUUUUUUUUUUCGUUCGCUUUUAUUCGUCCCGUUGUGAUGUGUUAAAGAGCAGUUUUUUUUGUUUUUUUUUUAGUGAGUGUUAGUUUCAAAUUUUUUUUUUUUGUUACUUUUGUUAUUAGUAUGAUCGCUUUUAUUCAUUAAGUAUUAAGGGACAUUUAUUUUAUUUUUUUUUUGGUAUAUACAUUUGUUUUUUUCUCUCUCGUUUCUUGUUCUCGUUCUUUAUGUUCCUUAUAAUUUUUUUUCUUACCGUUAUACAUACUGGCAUGAUAUAUAUUUUAAAAAGAAUGUGUGUAUUUAUUUCGCGAUUUGGUGUAAGAAAUAAGAGAGAAAAAAAGUUAGUUUACUGUUGUUAUACUUUCACUAGUUUAUCGAAUCAAGAUUUUCACUUUGGACUAAUGAUAAUAGUUUGUUUUGUUUAUCGUUCGUUCGUUCGUUGGUCACACUCUUAUCUCAGAUUAACGAGUGUGUAAAGGUGAAGAGGCGUGACGCAAAUAGAUAGACAGAUAGAUAGAUAGGUAGAUAGAUGUUUAUUGACUUCAGUUUUACAUUGUGAAUUACAGUAAUGUCAAAUAUUCCAUUUAAACGGAAGAAUUAUAUAUGGCAAAAAGUAAUUAACUCCAGUCCAGAACAAAUAAUAUUCGCAAAAAAAUAUGAUAUUCCACAGACACAUCAUAGAAAACCUUUAUCACUAAGAGGCUCCGCUGUAUGUAGCAAGAUUCUCUCUCUCAUAAUAUUUAACAUUAAGCCAAACAAUUAAAACCACAACUGACAAUUAAAUAAGUAAGGACACGAAACUAAAUGAAUACAACUAACACACACACACACACACACACACACACACACACACAGAGGACAAUAUUUACCACUAUUCCUUGCUUGGUGUAUAUGUAUGUACGAAUUUUGCAUGUAUGUAUGAAUGUGUAAACUUAAAUGGACCUGAAAUACAUAAAGAUAUGAUUUAA
Scylla paramamosain (green mud crab) is the source of this 2208-nucleotide messenger RNA. Its product is annotated as transmembrane protein 45B-like. The coding region runs from base 280 to 1185 and encodes 301 amino acids. The transcript has 5 exons. Lineage: Eukaryota; Metazoa; Arthropoda; Malacostraca; Decapoda; Portunidae. The record is from RefSeq and is a predicted model, not a curated record.